AUAUGUUUUAAUCUGACCGUCCAUAAGCAGUGCAUGUUACAUGCCAGUCAGAGCACCAGCAUCCCCAAGAGGGUUUUCCCGGUCUCCCCACUGGCCCGGAACUGGGCACCCUCGUCUCUGCAGCCCCAUCCAGCCCCCACUUCCCAGCAUCUGCCCGCAGAUGAGCCUCCGGAGGAUGGGCAGCAGGUCCUGGCACUGCCCCGCACCUGCCCCCCACCACUCAGCCCCUGUGGGGACCUCAGGAGCAAGUCAUGUCCAGCUUCUCAGUCUUCAAGUCAAUCAGUCCAUCCUCAGUUUCUAUGGGGACCGCCCCCUUCAGGGAACCUUGAAGCCAGUGGGGACACAGAGACAACCAGGAGACAAGCAGGAGAGAACGGGCCGCGCCGAGUCUACAGUCCUCCCAGGCUCAAGCGAUCCUCCUGCCUCAGCUUCCAAGUAGCUGGGACCACAGGCACCCGCCACUACCCCCAGAUGAGGACGCAAGCGAGCGCACACUUCCGAUGUCACUUCUCACGGGAGGCCUCUGUGACUGUGGAAGGACAGGCCCCGGCAGAACUCACCAUCUGCCACCUGAGGCUCCACCACCUCGAAGACAUCCUCGCAAGAUCCACAGACUGGCCCAGACCAGGAGGUUUCUGUCUUCUUCUUCUUGUGUCUUCUUCACUCCCCUGGACUGGUUCGUGAACCCUUUCUCCUAUCCCUGUUUCCUCUGGAUGUUAAAUGCUACUUUCUUUGUUGCGGAACGUUAACCUAUAACAUGUAUAUACUGAUUAAGUACACUAUUAUGUUGUCGUGUGCAAUAUUGGCUGACGUGUAGAGUGGCUUGAGCCCGUGUGACUGCAGCUCUCACUACCGAGGGAAAAGGGAGCACUAAGCAGCAUGCCUCGUUGGGAACGCCACGUGGCUCGUGGCUUUAGGGAUUGAAAGAGCCUCAAUAAAAUUCUGACAUCGUGAAAGACACAGGCAGGCUUGGAUGUGAUUAUGUCUAACUUUGCACUGCUCAUGACACCCCAUGUAGUGGUUAAUGAUUUUGCCUGCAACUUCUGCUUUCCUGAAAUGUACCCACGCCCCUAAAAAUCCCAGCUCGUGAGCCACUGGGGAGUUUGGGUCUUAAGCGUGAGCUGUCCGUUCUCCUUGCUUGGUACCAUGCAAUAAAUAUCAUUUUUCCU
This is a messenger RNA of Nomascus leucogenys (northern white-cheeked gibbon), 1169 nucleotides long. RefSeq lists its product as uncharacterized. The record is from RefSeq and is a predicted model, not a curated record. The transcript is spliced from 5 exons. NCBI's taxonomy places the organism in Eukaryota, Metazoa, Chordata, Mammalia, Primates, Hylobatidae. Bases 34 to 684 code for a protein of 216 amino acids.